AUGGAAUCUUUAGCUCAAUAAAUUAAGGGAUUGUAAUAGAAGAAUCAAGAGCUUUCUUAAUUAGAAAAUAGACUGGUUUAGUUAAAAUAAUAGUUAAAAUUACAAGAAUCGAAUAAUCAUAUAAUAUAAUAGAAAGUUAACAAAAUAUUGGAAACUAAGGAAAGCACAUAUUAAGAUCAGAGAGAUUUAUUAAAAUAACUUGAAUAAUCUCAAAGCCUCAAAGAUGCUAAUUAUAAUCGUAUUCGUUUAAUGAAGCAAUAAUAAGUGGAUGAAACAAUGAAAUUAAAAUAAUAAUUAUCAGACGAUAAACUAAUGAGAACUCUUACAUAAAAACAAAACUCACAGAUUCUUUAAUAUCAACUCAAAAAAUUAAAAGAUCAGGAGUUAUAUAAUAAGCAAUAGUAAUUUAACAAGAUUUCAGAAUGGGAAUUUUAAAUGAAAUAGGAUCUAGAAUAAAAGAAAAAUGAAAAAAUUGAAAAAAUAAGAGGAGAAUAAUUAUAAUAUAAAGCUUAAUUAUCUUAGAAGCUAGAUCAAUAAUAAAAAUAUUAUCAAAAAUUAUAUGAUGAAGAAUAAUAAUUGUUGAGCAAAUUACACAACUCAUAAUCAAUUGCUUAGAAUUUAAAAUAAGACUUAAGUUAAGUUUAAAGCCUUAGUAUAAAAUUUUAUAACAACUCAUUGACUACUAUCUCCUCCUCUAUCAAAUCAUAUAGUGUACCAAAAUUAACAAAGAAAUAAUUAGAAAGUCCUUAUGCUCAAAUUCCUGCAAUUCUUAAAAUUAAAAUCAAUAAAGAAAAAUCUUAUGGUGGAAGCGAAAAUUUCUUUCCUUGCAUUGAAAAACCAAGCCAUUAAGAACAAUAAAAACAUAUGGAAAGACUGUAUUAAUCUAAAAAUUAACUUCCGCUGAAUUAACAACAUGAAUAUCAAGUUUAGAAAACAGGGAUUCAAUAGUUUAAAUAAACAAGUCAAUCUCAUUUUGAAUCCUAAAGUCAUAAUCAUAAUAGCAAUAGAACGAAAUUUUUGAGUUCAACUUAAACUGGAAAAUAGAAAGAUUUCGGCACGAUAACGAAAAUGACAGAAACAAAUAGGUCAAACAAUCAAAAAAAUAACAAUACUUAAUAAAAGGAUACCUAGGAAUAAUAAGAAUAGAAAAAGAUAGAAACUUUAAAUAAUUCAAAAGAUAUUUAAAAAAAAGAAGAUUAAUUAGAAAAACAAAAAAGCCUAAAAUAAGAAAAUCAAAAAGAAUAACCACUUUAAAAAGAACCUGAAGAAGUUGAGGAAAAUUAUGAAGAUGAGAAUUACGAAGAAGAAUUUAAUCAAGAAUAAGAGUAGGAGUAAGAAUAAGAGUAGUAGUAAGAGUAGGAGUAGGAGUAAGAGUAGGAGUAAGAUUAGGAGUAAGAGCAAGAUUAGGAACAGUAAGAAAAUGAGCAUUAAUCAGAAUAGAAAGAUAAUAAAGAAGAUUAUGAAGAUGAAUAUUAAUGA
Messenger RNA from Paramecium tetraurelia, 1479 nucleotides. RefSeq lists its product as uncharacterized. The transcript is spliced from 5 exons. The record is from RefSeq and is a predicted model, not a curated record. NCBI's taxonomy places the organism in Eukaryota, Ciliophora, Oligohymenophorea, Peniculida, Parameciidae.